CACAACAACGCCCUCCCCUGCAUCUCGCUCUCCGGCUAGUUUGGCUAGCUGCUCCCCUGUUCCUGCUCUGCUUCGCUCGCUGCAGCUGACAAGCUGAGCUGAGCUCUCGGAGCUCCCUCCCCUGUUUGCACGUGCACGAGGAGAAGACAGUAGCGGAGUAGAGACUCCGCGCACGCUCGUUAGCCAUGGUGGCGAUCACGGCGCCGAGCUCGAUCGAGCAGAUCCCGCUGAUGCGGUGCCCCAAGGCCAAUGCGGGCCAGGCGGCCGCGGCCAUCCCGUGCGUCGACCUGUCGGCGCCGGGCGCGGCGGCGGCGGUGGCGGACGCGUGCCGAAGCGUGGGCUUCUUCCGGGCGACCAACCACGGCGUGCCGGCGGGCGUGGCCGACGCGCUGGAGUCCCGCGCGAUGGCGUUCUUCGCGCUGCCCGCCCAGGACAAGGUGGACAUGUCCGGCGCCGCCCGGCCCCUGGGCUACGGCAGCAAGACCAUCGGCUCCAACGGCGACGUCGGUUGGCUGGAGUACCUCCUGCUCUCCGUCAGCUCCAACUCCGUCAAGGUCUCCUCCCUGCCGCCCCCGCUCCGGACGGCAUUGGAGGAGUACACGGCGGCGGUGCGGGAGGUGGGCGGGCGGGUGCUGGAGCUGAUAGCGGAGGGUCUCGGCGUGGACCGCGCGCUGCUGCGGUCGAUGGUGGUGGGGCGCGAAGGCGGCGACGAGCUGGUGCGGGUGAACCACUACCCGCCCUGCCCGCUGCGGGCGCCGGGGGACUGCGGCGUGACGGGGUUCGGGGAGCACACGGACCCGCAGAUCAUCUCCGUGCUCAGGUCCAACUGCACCGCGGGCCUGCAGAUCAAGCUCCGGGACGGCAGGUGGGUCCCCGUGCCCCCCGACCCGGAAUCCUUCUUCGUCAACGUCGGAGACUCGCUGCAGGUCCUGACGAACGGGCGGUUCCGGAGCGUGAAGCACCGGGUGGUGGCGCCGGAGGGCGCGCAGUCGCGGCUGUCCGUGAUCUACUUCGGCGGGACGGCGGCGUCGCAGCGGAUCGCGCCGCUGCCGCAGGUGAUGCGGGACGGGGAGCAGAGCCUGUACCGGGAGUUCACCUGGGGCGAGUACAAGCGCGCCGCCUACAAGACCCGCCUCGGCGACCACCGGCUCGGCCCCUUCGAGCUGCGCGCCGCCGCCAGCGAGCCCGCGCAAGUCGCCGACCCGCAGCCGCACUGCAGCAGCGGCACCUGCAUGCCGCAGCAGCAGCAGGUGGCGCAGGUGUACUAGCUCUGGCUGGGACCGGGGAGAGGCGUGCCAGGCUAGGCUCUGGCUGCAGGCUGCAGGCCCUGAUCGAUGGAAUCAUCGAUUCGACCUGGCCUUUUGUUUAAUCCAUAUCGGGUAACUGGGUUGGAUGCAGCAGUAACCCUGGCAGGUCCAGGACUGGCACCUGCAGCCCUGCUUCUCUCGCUGCCUGAGCUUGACGGCCUUGACCGCUGCCUGCGUGUACAUGGCCGGGCCGUCCUUGUAACUUCCCGUAGUAGUGGCUAUUGUUUGCGUGUAUGCUGCCCACUUUUGCUGCUUACUCUACCCUACUUUAACGGGCUGGCGGUUGCUAAUGACUGCUUGGGCACCGUACGGAAACAGGCAGCUCAAUUAGGCUGCGCAUGUAACUGCAUCCGUGACUUCUCUUGCUUAAAAGGGGGAUGCUACUGCCAGUCAAUUGUUGAA
Messenger RNA from Panicum hallii, 1709 nucleotides. Its product is annotated as gibberellin 2-beta-dioxygenase 3-like. The record is from RefSeq and is a predicted model, not a curated record. Gene Ontology annotation, biological process: gibberellin catabolic process; response to light stimulus. Bases 186 to 1268 code for a protein of 360 amino acids. The transcript is spliced from 3 exons. NCBI's taxonomy places the organism in Eukaryota, Viridiplantae, Streptophyta, Magnoliopsida, Poales, Poaceae.